AUAACAAAAAAAAUGUUCAAUAACUAUAAACUUCUAUUUAUUCACUAAAGGUCGUAAAGUUUGCAGAAGCUAGAAAAAAUGUCAACCCGUUCGAAACGUUCCUCUACAGCCACUGCGAGUAACAGGGGACGUACCUUACGCAAGCAGAAAAUCACCGAGGAUAGCAUCGACUCUAUGUGCCGGGUGUGUAUGCGGUGGAAUUCGAGUCCGCUGAUGGUUGAUCUGUUCAACCGGGCGUUCCAGGACACGAAGCUGUCCGAAGUGCUUUCGCUCGUCGGAUCAGUGCAGAUCUCCCAGGACGAUCGGUUACCGAAGGUGUGCUGUACGCGAUGCUUGAAGGUCCUAGAACGAGCUUACAAGCUGAGAAUGCUCUGCCAGGAUUCGGAUAGGAAACUUCGCGAUUUGUUUUCCGAUGUGGAAGUUGCGGUGGUGAAGGAAGAGUUCCAUACUGAUGAGAUGAAUCCACUGGAAGUUGUUUGUAACCCGGAUGUGGAUAGAUUGUUGGAUGAUGAGAAAGAGGCUGGUCCCUCGGAGAAUAUUGUUCAGCCGAAACUUGAGAUUGAAGCGGAUGAGGAUGUAGAAGAUUGGAUUGAGAUGGCGGAUAAUGGUGCUGCGCUCGAAGACAAGGAACCGGAAGAACAGCCGGAGGAAAAAAUUAAACGCGAGUCUAAAAAGUUUAAAUAUCCUGAUGUUUUCGACGAGAUACCUGCCGUUGGUUUUAGAUGCUGCGGAUGCAAGAAAAUUGUCGAUACGUUCGAAGAAUUGCUCACUCAUAGCCAGGUAGCUCAUGCGGAAAAAAAGCAACCGACAUUGCAGUUGCUACAAAAGAUGCAGUGCGAUAUCUGUUAUAAAGUGUUGUCAAAUUCCAGUGCUCUGGAAAGCCACAAUAACUUGGGCAAAGUAAACUAUCGCUGCAAGUCCUGUGGGGAUCUUUUCUGGAACAAGAGGAGAGUGUAUACCCAUUUCAAGCGGCUGCACGGUCCAAAUCCAACGAUUUCGGGUCCCUUGCGGAUUUGCUGCGCAUGUUUGGAAAGGUUUGAAACUGAACAACAGCUAAGAGAACAUUCCGUGGCUAUACACCUUCCGGAGAAGCCUCCACCGAACCCAAGCCGUCCGUUUAUCUGCAACAUUUGCUACCGUAACUACAAAACCGAUACGGACCGGUACGCUCACCAAACUAGGAUGAUCAAGCACGCCAAGAAUCACAUGUGUUUCGAAUGUGGCAAAACCUUCAAGCAUCCGUGUUUACUGCGAGAUCAUGAAAUAUUCCACACCGGAGAGAAAGUGUUCCAAUGUCCGCAUUGUCCUGCAUCGUACAGCAGUAGGGAAAGCUACCGCACGCAUGUGCAGGGCCAUACGAUGCCAAUAGAUAAGUACAAGUGCAAAAUAUGUGGCCGCUGCUUCAAGAAACCGGCGGGCCUUAAAGAGCAUGUUCGCCUUCACACCGGAGAGCGUCCCUUCCAGUGUACCUAUUGCCCGGCAAGUUUUGCGCGAACAUCUUGUCUUAAAGCACAUCUGCUUACCCAUACAGGUGAAAAGAACAUCCAAUGUCCUUUGUGUGAAAAGCGAUUCGGACGGACCAGCGAAUGCCAAAAGCACGUGCAAUUUGUUCAUCAUAGGCUAAAACCGUUCCCGUGCUUUUUCUGUCCGAAGCGCUACCCACGGAAGGACUACCGCAAGAGGCACAUGGUGAGUGCCCAUCCAAACGAACUUCGCGACAAUCCUGUACCGGAGAUUGAACUCUUUGGUAAGUCGCGGUGGCUUAAUGUGCAGAAUGAAGUGUCACAAUCUCAGCAAAGUACGAUACUUGAGUUUUACACGAAGAAAGGUUUGAAAAAAAAAUCGCCAAUGAUUACUCGUAAAAAGCGGGCCUCCAAUGUUGGACCAACUGUCUCCAGCAAAGGACGUAGGCUGCCGGAGCAAGAACCUGCGGUAGAGGAAACAAUUAGAACAAGUAAUACAAUUUGUCGCGUCUGCUUGAGUUGUGACGAUCCGGAACCGCCUGGUAUUCACCUGUUCAAGCGAGUCGUCCAGGGAAUAAAGCUAUCGGAGGUGCUCGCACUGGUUGGAGCGGUGGAAAUUGAGGAGGACGACGGUUUACCGGAGUUCUGUUGCACGAAAUGUCUGGAAAGUGUGGAGCAGGCCUACAAGCUGCGGGUACUCUGUCAGGACUCGGAUCGACAGCUGCGAACUAAGUAUAUCGACGUGGAACAUGUGGCUGUAAAAGAGGAGGUGGGUGAAGGUGAGAUGAAUUCUCCUGAAGCAAAGGAUGCUUCUGUGGAAGAUGCGAAUGUUUCAACUUUGGAGAUAAAACACGAAACUCUGGAGGAAGAAGUUCUGGAUAAUGAACCCGUCAUUUCCGAUGUAGAUGACCAGGAGCAAAAUUAUGAAAAGACAGCUAGAAUGACAUCCCAGAAGUCGAAACUUUCCGAAGUGUUUGAUGAAAUUCCUGCCAUCGGCUUCAGUUGCUGUGGUUGCAAACAUCCCUUUGAUACACUUGAAGAUUUGCACGAGCACGGUCGAGAGGUUCAUUCGGUGAACAAGCUAUCAGCGAACCAGUUGAAUCGAAAGAAGCAGUGCGAUGUUUGCUACCGACUUUUUACUGAGAAUCGUUCCUUGAUCAAACACAAGCAUUCCAGUGGGACUAAUGUACGGUGCAAAACAUGUGGCGAUAUUUUCUCAAACCGAGCCCAAGUAUACGCGCACUACCGACGGAUGCACGGCCCGAAUGCAACAGUUUCCGACUCGUCACGGCUUUGCUGUGGAUGUAAGAAAAAGUUCGAAUCUCUGGAAAAGCUCAAGGCACAUUCAGAAGCUGUGCACUUUCCGGAUAAGCUUCCACCUGAUCCAGAGCGACCAUUUGUCUGCGACAUUUGCUAUCGCAACUACACGACCGAUGCCCGUCUAUUCGCCCAUCGAAUUAGAUUGAUUAAACGCAGCAAGAAGCAUCAGUGCGUACAAUGUGGCAAGACUUUUACAUUUCCCAGCCAGCUACAAGACCAUGAACUGAAUCACAUCGGCGAAAAGAUCUUCCGCUGUCCAGAAUGCCCGGAGGCAUACAGUAACAGGGAAAGUCUUCGCAAGCACGUCCAACGUCACCGGACACCCAAGGAUAAGUUUCAGUGCAAAAUUUGCAAUCGAUGCUUCAAGACAAACUACGUUCUGAAGGAACAUCUAGUGUUGCACACGGGAGAACGGCCCCGGAAGUGUCCUUACUGUCCGGCGAGCUUCGCUAGGGAAUCGUGUCUUACUCAACACGUGAAGUAUUUCCAUCAGAAACUGAAACCGUUUCCGUGCUUUUUCUGCCCGAAGCGGUACCCCAGGAUGGGCUACCGCCGGAAGCAUAUGGAAAAGACCCAUGCGGACGAACUGCGAGAGAAUCCCAUACCGAUGGGUGAACUUUUUGGCAAGAGACAGAAAGGUUCUCAAGAGGAGCACUAAUGUCUUAACAUGUAUGAAACGAAGUUUGCCGCACAUGGUUAGUCUGCCUUUUGACAUUGUGAGUAAAAAUAUUAUAAGGCUAUGCACUACAUGGUUUAUGCCUCCUCCAAGACUAUCAAGACAGUCCAAAAGAAAUGCAAUAAAUCACUCGCUUAAAGUGUUCUCUUAACUUCUCUUCAGAAUUAUUUUAUCU
This is a messenger RNA of Ochlerotatus camptorhynchus, 3634 nucleotides long. Its product is annotated as zinc finger protein 585B-like. NCBI's taxonomy places the organism in Eukaryota, Metazoa, Arthropoda, Insecta, Diptera, Culicidae. Gene Ontology annotation, cellular component: nucleus. The transcript is spliced from 3 exons. The coding region runs from base 79 to 3441 and encodes 1120 amino acids. Gene Ontology annotation, biological process: regulation of transcription by RNA polymerase II. The record is from RefSeq and is a predicted model, not a curated record. Gene Ontology annotation, molecular function: DNA-binding transcription factor activity, RNA polymerase II-specific; RNA polymerase II transcription regulatory region sequence-specific DNA binding; zinc ion binding.